Molecule: messenger RNA, 7373 nt
Organism: Equus caballus (horse)
Lineage: Eukaryota; Metazoa; Chordata; Mammalia; Perissodactyla; Equidae
Gene: CABIN1
Product: calcineurin binding protein 1
Biological process (GO): chromatin organization
Cellular component (GO): nucleus
Molecular function (GO): protein binding; nucleosome binding
Source: RefSeq, a predicted model, not a curated record
CGGCGGAGGCGGGGGCGCGGGCCUGAGGGGCGGCCGGCGCAGGGGGCUCCUCGGCAGCCCCAGUGCUGCCGUUGGGGAAACCGAGGCCGGAGCGCGGGAGCGACGAGGUUGGGCUUCCCGGCCUCCCCGCGGGCCUGCUCGCGGCGGGUGCCCAGCACGGGCCGGGCCUCGGGAGUGGUUCGCAGGGCACACAGCAGGAGUCUCCAUAGCUUCUGUGUCCGCCGGGGCAGAGCCGGCGCUGCCUGCUGCUCGCGUCCUUGCGCUUCACCUUCACGGCAACCCCGCGAGGUGGAGCACGUGUUCAGUCUCGCUGCCAAAGCUCAUUCUCACUGCCUGCUGGGCCCUUCCAGGACCUUCUGUCAGCCUCUCAGGAGAUUUGUGGAGUGGCACACCCCUGCCAGUGAUGGGAAGCAGUGCUGAGCAGCAGUGCUGAAGCUCUCUGAGUAUGAUUCGAAUUGCAGCCUUAAAUGCCAGCUCCACGGUUGAGGAUGAUCAUGAAGGAAGCUUUAAAAGUCACAAAACCCAGACAAAGGAGGCCCAGGAGGCAGAGGCUUUUGCCUUGUACCACAAGGCGCUGGAUCUGCAGAAACAUGACCGUUUUGAGGAGUCUGCCAAGGCCUACCAUGAGCUCCUGGAGGCGCGCCUGCUGCGAGAGGCAGUUUCAUCGGGUGAUGAGAAAGAGGGCUUGAAACACCCUGGGCUGAUGCUGAAAUAUUCCACAUAUAAGAACCUGGCCCAGCUGGCAGCCCAGCGAGAGGACCUGGAGACAGCCAUGGAAUUCUACUUGGAGGCAGUCAUGCUGGACUCCACGGAUGUCAACCUCUGGUAUAAAAUCGGACACGUGGCCCUGAGGCUCAUCCGGGUCCCCCUGGCUCGCCAUGCUUUUGAGGAAGGUCUGCGGUGCAAUCCUGAUCACUGGCCCUGCUUGGACAACCUCAUCACUGUCCUGUACACCCUCAGCGACUACACGACAUGUCUGUACUUCAUCUGCAAAGCUUUGGAGAAAGAUUGCCGGUACAGCAAAGGGCUGGUUCUCAAGGAGAAGAUCUUUGAGGAGCAGCCUUGUCUCAGGAAGGACUCUCUCCGAAUGUUCCUCAAAUGUGACAUGUCGAUUCAUGAUGUGUCCGUGAGCGCAGCUGAGACACAGGCCAUCGUGGACGAGGCCUUGGGGCUGCGGAAGAAGAGGCAGGCACUGACUGUGCGGGAGAAGGAGCCAGACCUGAAGCUGGUGCAGCCCAUCCCCUUCUUCACUUGGAAGUGCCUCGGAGAAAGUUUGUUGGCCAUGUACAACCACCUCACCACCUGUGAGCCCCCACGGCCCAGCCUUGGCAAGAAGAUCGACCUGUCUGACUACCAGGACCCCAGCCAGCCUCUGGUGUCCUCUGUGGUGGUGGCACCUGUCAGCGUGAUCCAGCCGAGCCCUGUCAGUGCCAAAACGACUGUGCCUGUGGCGGAGCCGGUGCUCUCCUAUGCCCCCGUGGCCACAGCCAGUUUCCCACUGCACAGUCCCAGCCUGCUGGAGACAGGCAUUCCUGCAGGCGAUGUUUCUGGGGGAGAUAAAUCCAAGAAAGGAGUAAAGCGGAAGAAGAUUUCAGAAGAGAGUGGAGAGACGGCAAAGCGGCGAUCUGCCCGCGUCCGAAACACUAAGUGCAAAAAAGAAGAGAAAGUCGACUUCCAGGAGCUUCUUAUGAAGUUCUUGCCGUCCAGGCUAAGAAAGCUGGACCCUGAGGAGGAAGAUGACCCCUUUAAUAACUACGAAGUCCAGUCAGAAGCCAAACUGGAAAGCUUCCCAAGUGUUGGGCCUCAUAGACUGUCAUUCGACUCUGCCACGUUCAUGGAAUCUGAGAAGCAGGACGUACAUGCGUUCCUGCUGGAGAACCUGACCAAUGGGGGCAUCCUGGAGCUGAUGAUGCGCUACCUGAAGGGCAUGGGCCACAAGUUUUUGCUGAGGUGGCCACCAGGCCUGGCAGAGGUCGUGCUCAGCAUCUACCACAGCUGGCGGAGGCACAGCACCAGCCUGCCCAACCCACUGCUGAGGGACUGCAGCAACAAGCACAUCAAGGACAUGAUGCUGAUGUCUCUCUCCUGCAUGGAGCUCCAGCUGGACCAGUGGCUGCUGACCAAGGGCAGAAGCUCUGCAGUGUCUCCUCGGAACUGCCCUGCUGGUGUGGUGAAUGGCAGGUUUGGGCCUGAUUUCCCGGGAACUCACUUCCUGGGUGACCUCCUGCAGCUGUCAUUUGCCUCCUCCCAGCGGGACCUGUUUGAGGAUGGCUGGCUAGAGUUUGUGGUCCGCGUGUACUGGUUGAAGGCUCGGUUCCUAGCACUGCAGGGAGACAUGGAGCAGGCCCUGGAGAACUAUGACAUCUGCACAGAAAUGCUCCAGAGCUCCACUGCCAUCCAGGCGGAGGCAGGGGCUGAGCAGAGAGACAUCGUCAUCCGUCUGCCCAACCUCCACAACGACUCAGUAGUUUCCCUGGAGGAGAUCGAUAAGAACCUUAAGUCGCUGGAGCGGUGCCAGUCCCUAGAGGAGAUUCAGCGGCUGUAUGAGGCUGGUGACUACAAGGCUGUCGUGCAUCUGCUCCGCCCCACCUUGUGCACCAGUGGCUUUAACCGGGCCAAACACCUGGAGUUUAUGACUUCCAUUCCCGAGAGGCCAGCCCAGCUUCUGCUGCUGCAGGACUCCUUGCUCCGGCUGAAGGACCACCGGCAGUGUUUUGAGUGCUCUGAUGUGGCUCUUAACGAGGCGGUCCAGCAGAUGGUCAAUGCGAGUGAUGCUGCCGCCAAGGAGGAGUGGGUGGCUACAGUGACCCAGCUGCUGCUGGGCAUUGAGCAGGCACUCUCAGCGGAUAGCAGUGGCAGCAUUUUGAAGGAAUCAUCUUCCGGCACUGGCCUCAUCCGGCUCACCAGCAACCUCAUCCAGGUCAUUGACUGUAGCAUGGCUGUGCAGGAGGAGCCCAAAGAGCCACACGUCUCCUCGGUGCUGCCCUGGAUCAUCCUGCACCGGAUCAUCUGGCAGGAGGAGGACACCUUCCACUCCCUAUGUCACCAACAACAGCUCCAGAACCCGGCAGAUGAAGCGAUGGCCGAGACGCCCAUGCUCCCGUCCUCCCUCAUGCUGCUCAACACAGCCCAUGAAUACUUGGGCAGGAGGUCCUGGUGCUGCAAUUCAGAUGGCGCUCUGCUGCGAUUCUACGUGAGAGUUCUCCAGAAGGAGCUUGCUGUGUCCGCCUCUGAAGACACACACCCCUACAAGGAGGAGCUGGAGACAGCCUUGGAGCAGUGCUUCUACUGCCUGUACAGCUUUCCCAGCAAGAAGAGCAAGGCCAGGUACCUGGAGGAGCACUCGGUCCAGCAGGUGGACCUUAUAUGGGAGGAUGCCCUGUUUAUGUUUGAGUAUUUUAAGCCCAAGACCCUUCCUGAAUUUGACAGUUACAAAACCAGCACUGUGUCUGCUGACUUGGCCAACCUCCUGAAGAGAAUUGCCACCAUUGUGCCCCGCACCGAGAGGCCAGCCCUGAGCCUGGACAGAGUCUCAGCCUACAUUGAGGGGACCUCAGCUGAGGUACCCUGCCUCCCAGAAGGGGCUGACCCCUCCCCUCCAGUGGUGAAUGAGCUGUACUACCUCCUGGCUGAUUACCAUUUCAAAAACAAGGAGCAGUCCAAGGCCAUCAAGUUCUACAUGCAUGACAUCUGCGUCUGCCCCAACAGGUUUGAUUCCUGGGCAGGCAUGGCCCUGGCCCGGGCCAGUCGCAUUCAGGACAAGCUGAACUCCAAUGAGCUGAAGAGUGAUGGGCCCAUCUGGAAGCAUGCCACACCCGUCCUGAACUGCUUCCGGCGGGCCCUGGAGAUUGACAGCUCUAACCUGUCCCUGUGGAUUGAGUACGGCACCAUGUCCUACGCCUUGCACUCCUUCGCCUCACGCCAGCUGAAGCAGUGGAGAGCUGAACUGCCCCCUGAGCUCGUGCAGCAGAUGGAGAGCCGGCGGGACAGCAUGCUGGAGACAGCCAGGCACUGUUUCACGUCAGCGGCCCACUGUGAGGGCGAUGGCGAUGAGGAGGAGUGGCUCAUUCACUACAUGCUGGGCAAGGUGGCCGAGAAGCAGCAGCAGCCGCCUGCCGUGUACCUGCUGCACUACAGGCAGGCUGGCCACUACCUGCACGAGGAGGCCGCCCGCUAUCCCAAGAAGAUCCACUACCACAAUCCGCCUGAGCUGGCCAUGGAGGCCCUGGAGGUGUACUUCCGGCUCCACGCUUCCAUCCUGAAGCUCCUGGGGAAGCCUGAUUCUGGGGUUGGUGCAGAGGUCCUUGUCAGCUUUAUGAAGGAGGCUGCAGAAGGACCCUUUGCCAGGGGCGAGGAGAAGAAUACACCCAAAGCUUCAGAAAAGGAGAAGGCCUGCCUGGUGGAUGAGGACUCCCACUCUUCAGCUGGGACACUGCCGGGCCCCGGAGCCUCCCUCCCCUCCUCCUCUGGCCCAGGUCUGACAUCCCCACCUUACACAGCCACUCCGAUUGACCACGAUUACGUCAAAUGUAAAAAACCCCACCAGCAGGCGACGCCGGACGAGCGCAGCCAGGACAGCACGGCCGUGGCUCUCUCCGACUCCAGCUCGACGCAGGACUUCUUUAACGAGCCCGCCAGCUCAUUGGAGGGCUCACGGAAGCCCUAUGUGGAGAAGAGGCCGCCGUCGAUUCCUAGUUCCCAAGCAGGACUAACCAGUAAAGACCUUCAGGGGGCCACAGAGGAAAGAGGAAAGACUGAGGAGUCCUUGGAGAGCACAGAAGGUUUCCGAGCCACAGAGCAAGGCGGCCAGAAGCCUGCUACAGACCCCCCAGCCUCUGCGUGUAUCCCCGUCAAACCCCCAGCGUCUGCACCCACCCUGUGGGAUGGGAAGAAGAGAGGGGAACCCCCGGGGGAGCCAGCAGCCUUCCCCCAGGGGCUGCCGGCCGGUGCAGAGGAGCAGCGCCAGUUCCUCACGGAGCAGUGCAUUGCCUCCUUCCGCCUGUGCCUCAGCCGCUUCCCCCAGCACUACAAGAGCCUCUACCGGCUGGCCUUCCUCUACACCUACAGCAAGACCCACCGGAACCUCCAGUGGGCCCGCGACGUGUUGCUAGGCAGCAGUAUCCCUUGGCAACAGCUGCAGCACAUGCCGGCACAGGGGCUCUUCUGCGAGAGGAACAAGACCAAUUUCUUCAACGGCAUCUGGCGGAUCCCCGUGGACGAGAUUGACCGGCCAGGCAGCUUUGCCUGGCACAUGAACCGCUCCAUCGUGCUGCUGCUCAAGGUGCUGGCCCAGCUCCGGGACCACAGCACCCUGCUGAAGGUGUCCUCCAUGCUGCAGCGGACCCCGGACCAGGGCAAGAAGUAUCUACGAGAUGCUGACCGCCAGGUCCUGGCUCAGCGGGCCUUCAUCCUCACUGUGAAGGUGCUGGAGGACACACUGAGCGAGCUUGCAGAGGGGUCAGAACGCCCAGGGCCCACGGCCUGUGGCUUCCCUGGAGCCAGGAUGACCACUGACAUCUCCCACAAGGCCAGUCCCGAAGAUGGCCAAGAGGGCCUCCCCAACCCCAAGAAGCCCCCUCUGGCUGAUGGCUCAGGGCCAGGGGCCGAGCCAGGGGGCAAAGUGGGCCCCCUCAACCACCGGCCAGUGGCCGUGGAUGCAGGAGACAGCACAGACCAAGGUGGGGAGCGGAAAGACAAGGAGAACCCCCGGGCUGGGCCCACCGAGCCCAUGGACACGGGUGAGGCCACUGCUCGCCGCUUGGACUCAGAACGGGCAUCACCCCUGCUGCCAGGCCGCCCCCCGAGGGAUCGGGUCCCGGAUAGCCGACCCACGGAGCUGUCCCUGGAAGAGCUGAGCAUCAGUGCCCGGCAGCAGCCCAGCCCACUCCCACCAGCCCAGCCAGCCCCCACCACCGCCACUACCACUGUGGCCCGGGGCGGGAGCCACCCCGAGGAGCCACCCCCACGGCCCAGCCGCAAGAGGAAGCUCUUGGAGGACACAGAGUCAGGCAAGACGCUCCUACUGGACGCCUACCGCGUGUGGCAGCAGGGCCAGAAGGGCGUGGCCUAUGACCUGGGCCGCAUUGAGAGGAUCAUGUCCGAGACCUACAUGCUUAUCAAGCAGGUGGACGAGGAGGCUGCGCUGGAGCAGGCCGUGAAGUUCUGUCAAGUCCACCUCGGGGCUGCUGCCCAGAGACAGGCUGCAGGGGACACACCCACCACUCCAAAGCACCCCAAGGACAGCCGAGAGAACUUCUUUCCGGCAGCUGUGGCCCCCACAGCCCCUGACCCUAUCCCAGCCGAUGGGCUCCAACGGCCCAGUGACACCCACACCAAGCCUCGCCCUGUGCCGGCUGCUACCACAGCCGUCAUCACCUGCCCUCCCUCAGUGUCAGCCUCUACUCCAGACCCGUCCAAAGACCCCAGGCCCCCCCAGCCACCCAGGACUGAGGCCACUCCCAGCAUGGCGUCUCUGAGCCCAGAGGGAGAAGAGCUGGCAGGAGGGGCAGAGGGUGCCAGCUUCCCACCCCAGGAGCCACAGUGCCGUGAGCAGGUGAAGAUGGCCCCUGAGGGCCCCCCAGCAGAGCCGCGCUGCUGGCCAGCAGAGGCCACCCCCCGGACAGGCACCGAGCCCACCUGCAGCCAAGUCACCAGCUCCAAGGUGCCCAGCAGCGGGAGUGCCCAGCCACCUGAGGGCCACCCAGGCAAGGCAGAGCCCAACCGGGCCAAGUCGCGUCUCCUGCCCAACAUGCCAAAGCUGGUAAUCCCCUCGGCUGCCACCAAGUUCCCCCCUGAGAUCACCGUCACGCCGCCCACCCCAACCCUGCUCUCGCCCAAAGGCAGUAUCUCGGAGGAGACCAAGCAGAAGCUGAAGUCGGCCAUCUUGUCUGCCCAGUCGGCCGCCAAUGUGAGGAAGGAGAGCCUGUGCCAGCCAGCCCUGGAGGUCCUGGAGACAUCGAGCCAGGAGUCCUCGCUGGAGAGCGAGACGGAUGAGGAUGACGACUACAUGGACAUCUGAGGAGGGCCACCCGCCCCCCGCCCCACUGUUCCCCACACAGCCCUCGGUGUGCUCUGCCUUCCCCCGUGCGGUGUCCUCCCUGCCCACCUGGGUGGGGCUGUCCCCACCAUGGCUGAGGGGCCCAGAGGCUGAGCUCAGCCACACGGAGAUGGAUGGGUUGAAGUCUGCACAGCAGGGCCACCUCCUUUUCUAUGAAAUGUUGACUUUGUAAAUGCCCACCCUGCCCAGGUGGCCGUGUCCACACCCCGCCGCCCGGAGAAUCCGGCCUUCGCCUCAGUCACAGUGGAGGUCGCAUUUAGGGUUGGGCUCACCCCAUGCCCUUUUUUUGUUUUUUUCUAAUAAAGAUGGAACAGUU